ACGGUAGUGCGCAUGCGCUUAAGAUGCAUCGCUUCUGUCACCUGCUGCUGGGGCUGCAGAUCAGACACGACCUACGGUGUUGUCCCAAUUACCCUGAGAAAUCCUGCUCGCUCUCUGUCCAGGGACAGGACAGCGACUGGUGCACUAAAGCAGGUAAAACUGAUUUCCUAACUGUAGCCGGAAGUGUAGGACAGUCUUUUACCUCUUGACAUUCAGUCUGCAACCAAUCAGCCAACAGGGCUUGUCCGUUUUAACUCAGAUUAUGCUCGACUCUGACCAUGCUAACAUUUACAGCAUCAUACAAGAGGAAACGUUAAUCAGAUAUGACCUUGUUCUCCUGACAGUCUUGCUUACUUGUGUUAAAUAUAAAGACAGCUGAUUGUUAAAAACACAAGGAGUCAAGGAGGCCCGAUGACUGUUGACCUAGCCCAGUUUGCUACUCGGGUUAGCCCCUCUAGCUGUUGAAUUAAAGCGUGCUGGCCCGUCGCAGAUGGGUUGACCCUUAGCUUGCUCUACAAUCAGUGAAGAAUAUCAGCUUUUUGAGCUCUUAUUUGCUGAUAAUAAUUGAGACUUAAUGUCUGCCUCAGCUUACAGUUACCGACAGAAGGCAUGCUAGGACAAGAAGCAAGACAACUGAGUGCAGAGGAGGAGUGAGCGCUGAUCAGAGGGUGUGUGUGUGUUUGCUGCAGAUUUGGACACAGACAAAUCAUGGAUUACAUAAUGUAGAUUUGUCUUGUGCUCAUGUCAUUUGACUCAAUCAAACUGUUCAGAUGACUGUUUAAGUCUUACUUAUUUUUAGUAUUAGUAUUAGCUGUAAAAUGUAAAUACCUCCUUAUUGCUUUCUAAUAUGACUCUGCUUAUUAAAAGUACACAGUAAUCAAGUGUGUAUUCAGUUCCCUGAAGUACAACAAAGAGACACUCUAGAUCAGGGGUGUCAAACGCAACCACAGCAAGGGCCAUGAUCUGGAUUUAGGUCGAACCUGAGGGCCAAACAGGGUCAACAUUUCACCAAAACUGUCAGCCUCCUUCUCAAAAAACAUGUAACAAAAAUAGCAAUGAUUACAAAUCAUCUGGAAAUUCAAAAAAGAUAAGUUUAAAGGCAAUCUGAGAUAGAAACAUUUUUAUUUAUUAGUUCAAAAGAUCAGAGCAUGAUAUUAGAAAUAGAAAAAUAAUGCUUUUAAAGAGCAAAUACAUGAGGAGAGCAUUGAAAUCAGGUAUAAAAAGUCAAAAUAUAACUUAAAAUUUGAAAUUGGGCUCAAGUAUAAAAAAUGAUACAAGUCUAAAUACUGAGUUGAGCAAAAUCAAAGCAUGAAAAAAAAAAAAGUCCAGUCAUGUUUCAAUCAGCAUCACAUGUUGCUAAUUCGCAACACUUGUCCACCGGAGGCUUAUGAAGUAAGAAAAUAAAAAGGAGAGAAAAAAAGGAAUAUGGUGUACAAUAACAGUACAACAGUACAAGAGAGACAGUUUUUCUUAUUAAAUACAUACAUAAGCUACAAAGCAAGGACAACAUGGUCAAACAAUCAGCCAGUUUAAGACAAAUCAUGUGAGCACUGUUGUUUUGAUUUUAGCCACUGUUUGAGUCCUUUCUUAAAUGCAUUACUGUUGGUCUCUAAUUACUGAGUAGUGGGUAGAGAGUUCCAAAGUUUUGCUCCCUUUACGAAAAGAGCAGACUGACAGAAUAAAGUCGUGUAUCUUGGGACAAGAUAAUCAACACUGGUUGUUCCAAAUAUUUUUGCCCUCUUUACAUUUGUUAACAAAGCUGAGAAAAUACAGGGAACACCUUUUAAUGUUACAAAUUCCAGAGCACAACCAACACCCACUGUGUCAUGAUGAAUGAUUAAUAUAAAGUAUGAUAAUAACCUGUCUGUUCAUGUCAAUAAAACUGAAAAUGUAGAAGCUUCCUGAAAGUAUAAUUUAUGGUAGGCUGUAAAAUUGGAUUUCAUUUACGCCCAAGUAUUGCGAUUGUUACAGUACAAUACAAUAUAAUACAUAAACCUUUUUAUCCAUUCAUCAUUAUGGCGAGUCAGUGUUUUAUUACCCUGUCACACUGACCUGAAACUCUGUGGAAGAACUCCCGCAGUGAUAUUUUGGGUCACACAUCGUGACCUCCAAUGACCUCACAGCUUUGCCUCAACUGUCUCUUCCUUGAUCUAUUUUAGACACCUCCCUGACGAUUUGCUUUACGUUAGUAGGGGCUCAGUUUCACCAUUGUAUGUUGUUUAUUUUGUUUCUUUUAAUGCAGUAGUUUGUUUUUUCAUGACGUGAGCUGCUGACCUCUUGGCCGGGUCACCCUUGUGUAAGAGAUGUUGAUCUCAAUGGGUUUUUAUCUGGUUAAAUAAAGAUAAAAUAAGUAUAAUAACAUAAUUAACACACUUUAUGUACUUUUGAGAAGUCAAAGAUGAAUAUUCAUCAAGGGGGACAGUAAGGUUGGUCUGUUAAUCCACCAAUCAAUCAAUCAAUCAAUCAAUGAAUCAGUUAAGACUCCUAUUUUUAUUCUACUUACUGGUGACUUUAAGUAGAUUUAUAUGAGGUAGAUAGGGCCUCUAGCUUUUCGCCUUAGUACUACUGAAUCAAGUGUUUUAUUGAACACUUGCUGUGUGAGGACACAGUCUCUCUAAAUGUAUAUUAAAUUAGCUGUCCUAUUGUCUUGUACCACUAAUAGCUGUUCCCUCUUUUCCCACUACUGGCCGUUGUGUAACAAGUCUUAUCAGUUACUGGUUUGGGCGUCCUGUUCAGACAAGAUGAAGGCAGACUGAUGAGGUUAAACAGUUUAAUCUGUUAAAGACAGCAUGAAGCAUGAAUAGACCAUUAAACUUGGUCUUAACAAAUAAAUUAUAGAGAAUAUUUAAGUAAACACAUGAAGUUAAUACUAGGCAGGGGUUCAAACAAAAGCACAGUUGUUUACAAGGUCCUGUAAAGUUGGCAAAAUUAUCGAGUAAUGAGUUUUAAUUUUAUUGGAUAUUUAAAAAAAUUGUAUUAUAUGAUAUUAAUUGGACAACAAAUUAGUUUAAUUUCUUCUUAACCAAAAUGCUUGCCAAGUGUGUUUCUCAGUCCAUAUUUUCAUGAAGGGCUCUUUCUGGGAAAGUAGGUCAUCACUUUAUCAUUAUUCUUGUAUUUUGUCUCUUUUACAUGAAGGCAAAUAACGGCCAAAGACGAGAUCGAAACUGUCAAUCAAGUAAAUAUAUCUGAUCUUUCUUUUCUUGUCCACAGGGUGUCUUGCUGUAAUGCUGAAGGGAUAGACUGUGGCACACUGAGCCUCCCAUGGCUGUAAGCACCAUGGACUCCGAGUCAGCCCGGACCCCUCAGCCCCAGGCUGCCCUGACCAAAGGAGGGCGCUCCCUGCUGCCUUUUGAUGCCCUUGGUGCCAAGCUGGGCCCUCAAGGGAAGCACUAUGUCUGCGGUUCUGUGGCAGCUUUUACAAACAUCAUAGUGACUUUUCCCAUCCAAAAGGUGCUGUUCCGCCAGCAGCUUCAUGGUGUUAUGGCGACAGAGGCGAUACGGCAGCUUCAGAGGGAUGGGCUGAGAAAUCUGUACCGGGGCCUGCUUCCUCCACUGCUUCAGAAGAGCACUACAGUGGCCAUCAUGUUUGGUCUGUACCAGGACUUCUCCAGGGUCUUACUGGACCAUGCAGGUGGCACUGGCGUGCCAGAAAUAGUCACGCGAAGCUUUGCUGCAGCAUUAGCAGGAACUGCAGAGGCAAUUUUGACACCGUUUGAGCGUGUGCAGACUCUCUUACAAGACCAUCGGCACCACGGCCGCUUCAACAACACAGCUCACACCUUCCGAACUCUUCUGACAGAGUAUGGUAUCAGGGAAUGGUACCGUGGCCUCGUGCCCAUUCUGCUCCGCAAUGGCCCAAGCAACGUGCUCUUCUUUGGGCUGCGUGGACCCAUUAAAGAGCAGCUUCCAGUGGCUACUAGUCGGGCAGGUCACAUGGUGAAUGAUUUUGUCUGUGGGGGGUUAUUAGGGGCAGCCCUUGGCAUCAUGUUUUAUCCAUUAAAUGUUGUGAAGUCCCGUGCUCAGUCUCAGGUCGGUGGCGCCUUCCAGCCUUGUAGACAGGUGCUGCUAACAGUGUGGAGAGAAAGAGGCGGCAGUGUGGCCAUGCUCUUCAGAGGGGCUCACCUCAACUACCACCGCUCACUGCUCUCUUGGGGGAUCAUCAACGCCACCUACGAGCUGCUGCUAAAGCUCCUAUGAAAGAGUGGUUAUAGAUGAAAAAUUAAGAUCUAAAAAGUAAGAGUAAGUAUUUAAAGGGAAACUACGUGUAGAGCGAUAGAGUCAAUCUGUUGUGAAGAAUGAAGAAAAUCAUAAAGCAGAUUGUAUCUGCUGUGGCACUGUCUUUUUGGAUGCUGGAGUUUCUAUGACUGAGGAAGAGCAGUAAAAUUGCACUUCUGACAGGGGCCAACACUCAGUAUGAGUUAAAACAACCUGCCACAUGCCGUAACCAUUUUCUGUUGUCAGAGUAUCAAAACACAAUAUGCACGCUAUAGCUUACAUACAUUUGUGCCAGGGUCCAAUUGAAACGGCCUUGUUUGCUCUGUGUACAAAAAUUCAGGAGUACAAAAUGAACUCCAGUGGAUUUUUCUCCGCAGCUACAAACAAAGGUUACUUGACUGGAUUAAGUGUUUUGUCGGAGACGCUGUUUCUCCAUAUUUGCUGUGUGCUGUGAUGUUCUGUAGACAAUGUCUGUCUAUCUUUUUGACCAAGAGCACUUUCUCUCUGAGGCUAUAAUCUGCCACUUAACACUUUUGUACUUUUUGAUCAUCUAAAUAUCCAAGAUUUCCUGUUGAGUCAAGUAAUAGUUGCUUUAUUUUACUUUUUUGCUUCAUUGCUACCAAUUCUGUCCAUACAUUGAUGAGAUCACAAAGAUUUGAUACUAAUUACUGUGAUGAUUAUAUUAAGGUUCUUGCUAACUCUGUGUAUCAGACACAGGAAGACAGGUUCACCUUUCACAUGUGAUUCAUCUUUGCCAAUUGGAACUUUGUCAAGCUUUUUGUUUUGGUUUAUUUUAUGAAGUGUGUGGCGGGAUCUCUAUGUUUUUUUGAAUUUGACAAGUGCCCAUUGAUAUACACUAUAUGUCAGUAAAACAUACAGCCGCACCCAGAUCUUGUGUGUUUUUAUAAUUUAUUGUGGAGAAGAAAUGAAUUUUGAUUUUCGUUUAAAAAAAAAAAAAAAAAUAGAUCCCAUUGAAACGGGUUUUCCUUGGUGUGAAGUUAGAUGUUUUAACAAAACUAUUCAGUCACAGAAAAGAGGACCUUUACUGUUGAUUUGACAAUUUACUGUCUCUGCAUUUGUUCAGUUCUCAGCUGUUGUUCAGUUUUUUUUUUGAUUCCUCAAAGUUUAUUUUAAACCAAAUUUUAUACUUGUUCUUGUUUUCUACAUCUUUCUCUCCCUCUGCUCGUUCUUUUAUACAGUUCCUUAUCUCACGCUUGCUCUCCUCUCUGUCUGUAACAUCUGUUGACAUAAUGGGCUCAGAUUUCAAGCUCGAGUAGACGCAGUCACCAUGCAGCCGCUCUGGCUGGGUACGACAGCCCGAAGAGGAAAGGCAUGCUGCUCGGACACUGAGAGAGAGAGAGAGACUGAACAGUAAUGCUGCUGAGAGAAGACAGGCACAGAGGGUAAUACUCACUGGCACAAAAAGCUCAAGCUGCCAUGUAAAUGGAUCACUUGGCCUGAUUCUUCAGCUCUCUUUUUUUUAUGGCAGUCAAACAUGUGCUGUUUUAUUAAAUAUUGUCAGGAUUAUCUGGGAAGAACUUUGUAUUCACUGAGGCUUUUGACGGGGGAAACCUUUACAGAUAUUAAUUCAUGCUGUUUGUUUAAUCACUUUUUCUUCAAAGCACAAAUCUUUGACCCUCCAUUAAUCGUGGCAACCAAAUGAAAUGUUAGUCAACCUAUUAAACGCGUUGAUAUGGA
This is a messenger RNA of Xyrichtys novacula (pearly razorfish), 5913 nucleotides long. NCBI's taxonomy places the organism in Eukaryota, Metazoa, Chordata, Actinopteri, Labriformes, Labridae. The record is from the annotation of a GenBank genome assembly.